This is a messenger RNA of Ficedula albicollis (Collared flycatcher), 5977 nucleotides long. It is a transcript of the gene ST3GAL6, whose product is annotated as ST3 beta-galactoside alpha-2,3-sialyltransferase 6. The transcript has 12 exons. Gene Ontology annotation, molecular function: beta-galactoside alpha-2,3-sialyltransferase activity. The coding region runs from base 441 to 1511 and encodes 356 amino acids. Gene Ontology annotation, biological process: glycolipid biosynthetic process. Lineage: Eukaryota; Metazoa; Chordata; Aves; Passeriformes; Muscicapidae. The record is from RefSeq and is a predicted model, not a curated record.
GGGCUUUGGUAUAAAUGGAGGAGGGAUUGCAGCACUCUCAAGCUAAGCAGCAUUUCUGUCUCAAUACAGAAAGUGCUUCCUCCUACGUUUUCUGUUGCAGAUGGGGCUCAGCUGAACAAGCCCUCCUCUUGAAUCCUGUCGUAAGCACCACCAUGCGGGAAGCGGGCUGGACCUGCCAGAGGCAGCAGCAACAGCCUGGGCGGCCUUGAGCAGAAGCGACGAGUUCCGCCCUCUUCUCUGGGAUGAUUUAAAGAUAAAAUAAGCUGCUCUGUUAACAACCGGUAAGAGGAAAAAUUCUCUCUGGAAGAAGUUUCCAGUUGGGAUAUGCCCACGGAAGCAGCUGCAGAGAGUUCACUUGAGACACUAAAACCUGCAAGCUGACAGGAAGAUCAUCAGUAUCUGACUCCUGAGUUACAGGUGGGGAUUUAGGUUCAUCAGUCAUGAAACGAACUCUUCUGUUUUUUAUCCUGGCUGCUGCUGUUAUGUAUGGUAUCCUGCAUGGGAAUCUGUGGAGAAAUAACUUCUACUGGAUUAGCUUUUAUGGACAGACUUCCUCUGUGAGGGCUUCUCCUUCCUAUGUGACUAGUGGAUUUACAAUCAGUUACGAUCAGCUACCACCUACAGCUAUAGAGAGGAGAAAUGCACUGGACACUUGUCUCUUGAAACCAGCAUUUGAGUCUUUACUGGGUGAUGACAAAAUAUACCCGUUCCUGUGUGCUGAUGAUUUUCUCAGAGUGGCAGGGUUCCAAGGGAGCAAUAAGUUUGAACUACCUUAUGGAAUAAAGAGAGCAGAGCAAUUUUUUCGUUUAGCCCUUUCAAGACUGCAGAACUGUGGCCUUUCCAGUGAAGAAGACAGCAUUGCCUGUCGACGGUGUGUUGUGGUCGGUAAUGGAGGAGUACUUCGAAAUAAGACAUUAGGGGAGAAAAUUGACUCAUAUGAUGUCAUAAUAAGAAUGAAUAAUGGCCCUGUGAUAGGGUACGAAGAGGAUGUUGGGAGGAAGACGACUUUCCGCCUUUCUUACCCAGAAUCUAUCUUCUCAGAUCCCAUCCACUACGACCCUAAUACCACUGUUGUUCUCAUUGUCUUCAAACCCCGGGACUUGAAGUGGCUUUGGGAGAUACUUGGUGGUCAGAAAAUAAGUGCAAAGGGCUUUUGGAAGAAACCAGCUCUGAAUAUGAUCUACAAAUCAAGUCAAAUCAGGAUUCUUGAUCCCAGCAUCACCAGGAAAACUGCUUAUGAGUGGCUUCAUUUCCCAACGAGGUUUCCUAAGAAGGAGAAACCCAAGCAUCCAACAACGGGACUAAUAGCCAUUACACUGGCAUUUCACAUAUGUCAUGAAGUCCACCUGGCAGGCUUCAAGUAUGACUUCACCGACAGAAAUAGUUCUUUGCACUACUAUGGCAAUGAAACCAUGUCUCAGAUGAUGCAGAAUGAGUACCACAACAUCACUGCCGAGCAGAAAUUUUUGAAGAAGCUUAUAGACAAGAACUUUGUGGUCAAUUUGACAUGAAAGCUGAAUGGAGAAUACCAAGAACAGUCACUAUUUUCAAGAUGUGAAAAGUUUCUAUUUUUUGUACGACAUUUUUAUUUUUUAAGUGCAGCAUAACUGUUUACUGUUUAAAGGAGCCCAGGAACCUCAUCGAGGCAAAAGCUUCUAAGCCUGAGGGUAAUGGACUGUUGCAAACAGAGUUAACUGAAUUUCUGUGAAGCUAUUUAAUAGUGGGAAAACCAUGAAACUUUCAACUGAAAGUAUCAGGGAUAUAUAAAAAUGUGAUGCACAUCACUUACUUACUAGUGAGAACUCUUUCCAGAUGAUUAAUGCUCUGGAAUACUUUUGUUUCUGAUGCUGUCCUCCAAAAGAGUUCAAGAGACUGAGAUGACCAGUGUUCAGUCAGUAAGGUGGAUGUGAAGUUGUGACUAUCUGUCUUGUUGAAUGAAAAUGGCUUUAAAACUAUGCAUCUAAAUCAUUACUGUGUGUUUUGGAGAAGGGGGAACAUAGAGACUGUACAGGUUUUGUUCUGCCAUACUCUUGAGAAGAGUAACCUUCAGCCAAGCAGCCACAGCUUCUCCACUGACCAUCAACUCUGAACUUCUGUCUGCCCUUGCCGAAGGUGAAGACACUUUGUCUGACUUGUGGAGAUGUUGGUGUUGACAGUGCUCGAGUUCUACCCAUUUUAUGGAAAAAUCAUACUCAGUGCUGUGCAUCCAGAAAAUCUUGCAGUUGCUGAGUUGACUUCAAAAAUUUAGAGGGAAUAUGAAGACUGAGGAGCUGUCCAAACUACCUGCGUGUCAGCCCCCAGAUAACAGCGGAAACACACGCCUGGACAAAGAUGUUCUGCCUGAGUUAAGAGUCAAUGUUUGUUGAAGUCCUAGUUCUCCAGGACAGGACCUCAUGUGUUUUUUUGUUUGCUCCUCAAAAACAGGUGGAUUUUUCCAAAUGAGGUCAGUCUCCUUCCUUGGAUGCUGUAACAUAUGAAUACAAGCAAGGAAUACUCCCAUUUUUGGCAGUAAAGUGCAGUAGGGAAUAUCCAGGAUGUACCUCAGCUGAAUUAUCAUUUGGCAUCUGUUUACCUCUUCUGUCUUGAUAUUUAAGUUUGAGGUGUGUGGAUGAACUAAAUUAUUUAGUAGUGGGAACUUACGCAAGAUUUUAAUUGAAAUAUUUGAUGGGAUGUUUGUUUCCUGUAUUGGUUUGUCUGACAAGCCUGUGAAUAAAUUAAAUCUGCAUGGGAAGGCGCUUGACAAUGGUCAAAGAACAACAAUAUGCUGUUCCAAUUCUCUCACAGAACAUUUAUAUAAAGUUUUUAUUUUAAUUAUGGCAGAAUUUCUCGAAGAUUUUAUGGUUAUUUUUAUUAAUCACACCUGAAGAAAGCACAAAGGAGUCCACUUAAAAAAAGUCUUUGGAUUUGGUAGGAAUACCAUUGUUGCUUUAAAAUAAAAUUAUAUAGAAAGUACACUUAGGAGUAAUGCAAACAAUUGAAAUAUGAACAUAAACCGUGGUAUUUAUUAUUUUCAGAAGCUGAGGAUUGCAGGAGUACUGAACACAAUUUGUUUUGCUUCAGCUGUGUAGAGGAAUAACCACUGAAGUAACCAAAGAGUCACCUUUCUUGUGGGGUGCAGUAGGUAUUAAAAAAAGAAAACAGCAACAAAACUAAAAACACCUUCCCUAGUUCUCAUUUCCAACUUCAGCCCCUUAGCUCUGCCAUUUGGGAAUUAGGAAGGGCAGUUGUGGUCUGGAGAGGUGCCACAGCUGAAGGGGAGGAGACCUGUGUUUUCACCCAGUGAUUCCUGAGCUUUGGUCUGUUUCAAGCAAGCUGGACAUACCUAAAAUACCUUGAGAUGUCAGAAAAAUCUGUGACAUGGGGUGGGGAAGGAUACAGGUGUGUCCCAGCAAGGGGCAGGGUCUGCCAUGGUGUCUUGUUUGCUGUGUGUCCCUUGGGUACAGCUGCACUCCAGCUGUGUGCAGAGUGGCAGGUGGGAGUAUGGAGGAGAGAGGAGCUUGUGGGGGGUCCUGGGGCACUGGAACAGGUGACUCUGGUGGUGGAAAUGGAGGAAAUCACAAUUUCUUCACCAGGUGGCAGAAGGGCUCUUAAUUUUUUGUAUUUCCUUUAUUUUUUACUGAGACUUUGAAGAGGUCUUUGCUUGAAAAUCUGAAUACAAACAGGUGGGGUUUCACUUAAGAAAAUACUGACAGUAUUGUAUUUAUUUCUCGUGGUUAUUUCAGUUAAUGAAAAAGGUUUGUGUGAUUCUGCAGCCCAAGACUUAGUAAUUUAAAUUCCUGACAACAGUAAUUCCACCUGCAGAAGCUGCUGUGGCAAGGCUUUUUGCAGACAUAGCAGUGUUCUCCAGGCUCUUGUUGCAGAGGAGCCCCUGGUAGAUCUUUUUGUGUUGAGAGCCAAGGCUGGCAGAAGAGGGGACUGCUCCUUCACCCUCAAAAUCCGCAGUUGCUUCCAGAGCUGGGGCUCCCAGCUCUCCCCAUGGCUGCUGCCACAGUCCAGCUGCACCCAUGUAACAUCUUGCAGGAUGCUGUCCAGGUGGACUUUUUUUCCAGGAGAGCUGUUGAAUUUGUUCCAGACACUGUGAGAAGAGUUUUUGUGAUGGUGCAAGCUGCAUCCCUCUGCUUCUCCACCCCUGUCUUGAGUUCCAGGAAUGGGUAGGGAGCUCUGCUUUUGAAGAUGUGGUUAUUUUCUGUGCUUUAUUUCAUCUUCAGAGAUAUUCUUCCCACUAAUCUAAACUUACUCCUUCUCCAGGUUUUUCUAGUAGGUUUUUAUGCUUUUUGUGGGAGGAUGGGAUUUGGAUGCUAGCUGUAGCAGAACAAACGAAAUAAUUUGAAACAAAAAAGCAGCUUAAUGUCAAACAAAUGAUGUCUCCCAAACUCUUUGUACUUAAACGCUUUAGUCUAUUUUACUUCUGCCACAUCAACUUUUUGAUCUCCCUAAAAUAUUUUUUUAAAUAAUGUUUGGUGUUCUCAACGAAUUUAAUAUGUUCUCUACUAGCAGUUAUCCAUAUCAGCUGUUUCUUUUUAUAUCCUAAUAAGCCUUGCCAUUGUAUGACUAAAUUACUUCUGAAAUUAAGCUGUAUUUCCAGUUUCUCCCACUUCUCCACCCCUGCUCCUGCCAGGGGUGUUGAAUCCACCACAGUUUGUCCCAGGCUGACUGGGUAACAUUUUGAAUGAAACCUGUUCCCUCAGGAUCAAGCCAAGAGCUGAUGCUGCUGAUAUACCAUGGGGUAUUUUUGUGUGUUUGUUUUUUUAUUUUUUUUUUUGAAAGCCCAGCUUGCAGGCCAAUAGCUUUUCUCCUCAGUAAUAAGCAGUGAACCAAGUAAUGAAUUUUUCUCCUCACAAGAUGUUUUGUAGGAUCCUGUAUACACCAGCCCUGUUCCACCACCUGCUUCACGCACAUCAUUCCUGCUGCUCUGCCGCGAGGACAGGUGAUGCUUUGGCACUAACUUGAUUCAGGCAGGAAUGCCCAUGUGAGGUGUGUUUCUCAGCAGUGCUCACAGAUUACAGUGUCUCUUCUGUCUGGGCACAUUUUCACAGGUGUUUUGCAGUACCAAAGACUUGACUGGGGCUUUUAGAAUAACCGAGUAAUGCUAACACCAAAUAUUUAGAUAGUUUCUGAGCAUGAGCUGCUAUUAAGACUUUUUUCCCCCCUUUUUACCAUUCCUGAAAAUGAAGUCUCUGCACUGAAAUCUCCCUUUAAAAGCUAUCCUUUUUUUUAUUGUAUCAGGAGUGAAACAGCCAGUGUCAUUUCUGUGUCUGAUAAUGGUGUAACUAUAUAGGUCCCCAGUGUCUCCCAUCAUUUUUCUAUCUGAAGUCGGAUGUUCUCCUUCCUUCUUACUCUGUUCCUGUUCUCUGGCAGCCUGCUGAACUUCUAGACAGCAUCACCUUAUAGCAAAGGUGCUUCUGCAUUUUAUCUGCCACCCCUCUCAAAAUGCUGCACUGUCAGACACAGCUCUAAGAUACCAAACUAUGCACAGAACGGGCAGGAUGACACGUUGGUUGAAAGCUAUUUGGCUCAGACUUUCAAGAGAUUUCUUUGUUGAGAAACUAUUUUUUCCUCUGCUGUAAUAAUUAAGGGAAGUCACAGACUAUUGCACUAAAUACAAAUCUGAGAGUGCCUAAAAGAUGUUAUUAAAAUGACAUUCCUAGUGACUAUACAGGUGAUAAAAAUAUGUAAUCAGAGCUCUGGUGUUUAAUUAGCAUGUGUUACUCCUUGUUUCCAAUGCCAUACUUUAUUUUUUAGCAGUGCUCUGGGGGAAGAGUGUAAAUACCUUCACUUUUAAGUGGACUCUGAUUUUUUUAAGAACGUACAAAGCUCAACAUAUGUUUUUCGUAUUGGGAAAUACUUACUUGCCACUUGUCUUAAGUUUUAUAUGCCUUUAAAGUGCCACCUGUAUUUUGAAGAGUUAGAGUUGUUUCAAGUGAAAUUUUGAAUACCACAUAUGGAAUGAGAUUACUUUCCUGUGAAUAAACUGUUA